This is a messenger RNA of Pyrus x bretschneideri (Chinese white pear), 911 nucleotides long. RefSeq lists its product as uncharacterized. Bases 134 to 715 code for a protein of 193 amino acids. NCBI's taxonomy places the organism in Eukaryota, Viridiplantae, Streptophyta, Magnoliopsida, Rosales, Rosaceae. The record is from RefSeq and is a predicted model, not a curated record. The transcript is spliced from 5 exons.
CUGUUUCUGUAGGCCCAAAGCUUGGCGCUUCCAUUGGGGCACCCACCCUUUCUUCCUUAUUUCCGGUUUUGCUAAAACCUUAAGCAGGCUAGGCUGGUUGAGGUUUUUCGUCGAGCAGUCGGUGUGCGUAAACAUGCCGCCCAGAAACAAAAACUCUCAAGGGCAUUCCAAAUCUGCCAUUCUCCUUCAAGGCCAAGACUUGUAUGAAGGGGAACGUCUCGAUCGUCUUCUCCAACAAAUUCAGAGAAGAAUAGAGUCAGCAAGACUUGAGGAUGGCAAGUCAUUACCAGAAAAGAUAUGGUUCAAGAAACUAUUCGCAAUAGGGGUGAAUGACGUGACUCGCGUGCUUGAACGCAUGCCACCAACAGCAAGAGCAAGCAGCUUGGCAGGUAAAGCAGCAUACAUUGAGCUUCAGGCUGUUGUGAUCGCAUCUGAUUGCAAUCCACGAUGGCUGUCAAAGCACCUGCCAAGCUUGGCUCUUUCAAGGAAGGUCCCAGUCAUCUUUCUCAAAGAUAACAAGGGAGCUUCAUUGAGAUUGGGUCAACUUUUCAAACUUAAAACAGCCAUUGCCAUGGGAGUUAAGGCUAAAGGAAAUGCCAUCAAUCUACUUUUUGAGGAGAUCCUUAGUGGUAAUACAAUGCAACUCAGUGUCGGAAGUAAAUGCCUCAACUCUUCUCAAAUGCUUACCACAACACAAGGAAAAGUCCAGAGAUGAGCCUCCUGUGUGUAUAGAUGUUGAAGACAACAGAUGCAGGUGCUGUUUCUGUUUGAGAGACUAUAUUGUAUCCAUGUAUGCCUGAUUAUGCAGUUAACUUGUUAUGAUGAACCCAAUGAAAGGAACAAAGAUACAGUAAUCUUGUAAUUUCUGUAAGGCUUUUUUAUUCAAAAUGGUCAUUGAGAUUUGCAUAACA